Messenger RNA from Epinephelus moara (kelp grouper), 1485 nucleotides. Its product is annotated as T-cell-specific guanine nucleotide triphosphate-binding protein 2-like. The record is from RefSeq and is a predicted model, not a curated record. Lineage: Eukaryota; Metazoa; Chordata; Actinopteri; Perciformes; Serranidae. Gene Ontology annotation, cellular component: membrane. The transcript is spliced from 3 exons. The coding region runs from base 804 to 1385 and encodes 193 amino acids. Gene Ontology annotation, molecular function: GTP binding.
GAAAGAGGAAGCUGGGUUUGUGUAACAGUCUUACACAGAUCACUUCUCUCUGCAUUUCCUGUAAAUCAGCACCUUGACAGUUAUGCUAUAGCGUCUACACGAGAAAAUAUGAUGAACAGAGUUUUGUGCGACAUUGAUUGCGAACAUAUGCAACAUUUGGGGGGUUGUUUUUCAUUAUCUGAAGUAAGGGUCAAAGGACACAAGGUGUUGUGUGGUGUACAGAGUGUGUAGCCCCCUGAGGCAAAUUGUGAUUUGUAGUAUUGGGCUAUAUUGCAGGCCCCACAGAGUGUCCAUGACUUUUGACUAUCUUAGUGUUUAACAUGUUUAUCUUAUUUUCUCGUUGGCAGUGAUGGGAAUACAUCAUUGUCUCCCAAACUGGGAGUGUGGGUGUAUUUUUUACACAUGAUAGGGUGUGCUUUUUUCUUUAGGAUGGAUUGACUCACACUAAUUAGCAAAAACUGCAACUAAUGCAUACAAAAAAGCUGCAAGGCAGAGGUCUGUGGUGAAGUGUUAUUCACAUGCAAAUAGUGGGGGUUUGAAAGCAGCUCUCCAUGUUUCUUGGAAGUCAUGUGAUGUACAGCUAACCAAUCGGUUUCUGUCACUCACAUUAGGAACAUUUUAGAUUGGGCACUGUCCUCACUGUAACUGUCUGAACUCUGACAAACCUUUCUAUAGUUUCUUAUAAGAGUAAAGACACUGGAAGUCGACUUUUCUUGCAGCUGAACAACUCAAAGCAACUCAUUGGCUGGUGUCCUCUUGUCUCAUCUGUUUCAACAUUAAGACUCCAGUUAUCAAGGAUUACCAUGGAGAGUGGACAAUGGGCUGAUGACAUUAAAAAAGCACUAGAAAAUAAUGAUCGGGCCUUAGCUGUAAAAAUUAUCCAGGAGAAUUUGGACAAGGAGAAUAAUACUCCAAUAAAUAUUGCCGUCACAGGAGAGUCUGGCUCUGGUAAAUCCACCUUCGUUAAUGCCUUCAGAGGCAUAAAUACUGGGGAUGAGGGAGCUGCUCCUACUGGUCCUGUAGAAACCACCACACAGGCUACACCAUACCCCCAUCCCAACUAUCCCAAUGUCACACUGUGGGAUCUUCCUGGUAUUGGCACUCCCAGAUUUCCAGCUGACAACUACCUGAAGCUUGUUGAAUUUGAAAGGUUUGUCUUCUUCAUCAUCAUCUCAGCUGAUCGCUUCAGAGAAAAUAAUGUGAAGCUCGCUAAGGAGAUUCAGAGGAUGAAGAAAAAGUUCUACUUUGUUCGCUCAAAGAUUGACAAUAACUUACGUGAUGAGGAAAGAUGCCAGAGGUCAAAGUUCAAUGCAGAAAGGACUCUUCAACAAAUCAGGGACAACUGCAUUCAGGAGGAAGAGAGACAGCAACACAGAGCUGCUUGAAUACCUGGAGAGGGCAGGUGAGAGGUUCUCACAGCACAGCAAGGACCUGAAUGAUGCCCUGCUGCAGAAGCUGGAGACUGACACCAAUGUGUUUCUUGGA